CGAGCAUACGUCGUCUUUACUCGUCGACCAAGCCCAGAAAACACCCGCAACACCUGUCCACCACGCCCGAGUUAAUCUUCAAGAGGCUGUGGUGCCCAGCCACCAAUCGAAGUUGACGGCACAAGCCCCACCAUCACCAAUCUCCUCCACCUGCGGUUCAUCAACACAUCGUUACCAUCCUUUAGGCCGCUUUGCUCCUCAGGAUAAUAGGAGACAAUGGAGUCCUUGGCUGUAGGCAACGAGUCGCCUCCCGCCCGUCAAUCGAUUCUCGGCACCUUCCUGCGUGGACGACCACGCGGCGUCUCACAAUCACAUCCUUCACCUCACAUCCAGGACGCUGCUCAGAACCCUGAUUCCCCCCCGCCCAGCGCAGCCCAGGAUAUCCAAGCUCACCGCAGACGCCCCGCAGCCUUGCAACCCUCUCUCUCCCAGAGUCUCCAACCAUCAAUAUCUUCCAGCUCAGGGCCAUUCUCACAGAUGCUACGUAGGAGACGAUCCGCUGGUGCCCUCGCUGGACAGGCUACGCCACAAGUGCCCGUCGUCGCAGUCGCUCGCACAGCUCAGUCUGCUGUUACCAGCCCCGCCAUCGGCACAUCAAACAACAACAACCAGGGCACAGGCCCCUCACACCGCAUCCGUCUCGUGCCACACCUUGACUCUCGCCGCUCUCUGCGGUUCGACCCCAUUUGCCGUGACGUCCGCGAGGGUGACGCACCUUUACGCAUCGGGCGAUUCACAGACCGGUCCGGUAUGGGUAUCGCCGCUGCUAAUGCGACGGGCUCCAACAAACUCGCCUUCAAGAGCAAGGUCGUCAGCCGAGCACACGCCGAGAUAUGGGUCGAGGCCGGCGGCCGUUUCUUCAUUAAGGACACGAAGAGCAGUUCCGGCACGUUCCUAAACCACGUCCGCCUCUCACCCGCCAACACAGAGUCUCGUCCGAGCGAAAUCAAAGACGGUGACUUGCUCCAACUCGGGGUCGAUUACCAAGGUGGCACCGAAGAUAUUUACAAGUGCGUCAAAAUCAAGAUAGAAGUGGGGAGGGAGUGGCAAGCACAUUCGAACCCGUUCAAUUCUAAUGCCUUGAAGCAACUGAAAGAAAUUGCUAUCCCGAAACUUCCUGGAGUACCAGGAAAGAAGCCAGCUACCAAAACAUCCCUGCCUGAUUGCUGCAUUUGUCUGUUCUCCGUGACGAUACAACAAGCCCUCUUCAUCGCACCGUGCUCGCAUGCCUUCCACUACAAGUGCAUCAAACCGCUCCUCGAGACGCACCACCCGGCGUUCUCAUGCCCACUCUGCCGAACCUUCGCCGACUUAGACGAGGACGUCGAAGUAGAGAUCGAGGCCGACGAGGAGAGCAUCGCAGAGGUGUCCGCCGUCAUCGCCUCCAUCACGCCUGCGACGCCCGUCACGCCCGGGCCGCUGCACGAGACGAGCCGCGAGCGCGGCGACGCCGGCGCCGAAACCGAGGUCGAGCCCGACAUGAGCAGCGCGCGGCUCGGCCCCAGCCUGCGGCGGCGCACGCAGCAGUACAACGACGUGGACCUCUCGGGCGACGUCGACAUGGACGACGUUGCCGCGCUCCCGGCGCUGCCCGAGGACGUCGACGACAUCGACAUCGACCCGAUCGGCGCGGCGCGCCGGCGGGACCUGUCCGAUUCCCCUGUGCCCCAUGCGGCGCGGACGAUCCCGAACCGGUCGACGGAUUACCUUUCUGAGCCCGAUGGCGAGGCGAGCGGGAGUGCAGAGGCGGAUGCAGGGGCGAGCGAUAGCAGCGCAAACGGCGAAGCCGUAAUCAACGGCAAGCGGAAGCGGGGAGGCCUGUCUAUGCCAGGGAUAUGAAUAAACGGGCUUGAUCGUGUUUGCGUGCUGUAGUCUUUCUGUCGGAAGGACGGUGCUCUUAUCUCUGGUGGGUGUAAGGCAUGUUUCUACCACUGUAGAUCACCUAGGAUGUUACGGUUUAUAUCUACCGCUUGUUCCCUCUUUUCUGGCAACACAUCUUUUCUCCCUUUCACUUCUCCGUUCACAGCCCUAUGGUGACACUCCGCAUACCAUUACUUGUACCGUCUAGCAGCCUAGUUCAUAAGCUGUUGUAAUAUUCUCCUAUACCAUUCUUUACCGCAUGGUCUCAC
Messenger RNA from Phanerochaete carnosa HHB-10118-sp, 2129 nucleotides. RefSeq lists its product as uncharacterized. The record is from RefSeq and is a predicted model, not a curated record. Bases 217 to 1839 code for a protein of 540 amino acids. Gene Ontology annotation, biological process: ubiquitin-dependent protein catabolic process; protein ubiquitination; mitotic spindle assembly checkpoint signaling. Lineage: Eukaryota; Fungi; Basidiomycota; Agaricomycetes; Polyporales; Phanerochaetaceae. Gene Ontology annotation, cellular component: ubiquitin ligase complex; cell division site; mitotic spindle pole body. Gene Ontology annotation, molecular function: protein binding; ubiquitin protein ligase activity. The transcript has 3 exons.